Messenger RNA from Cotesia glomerata, 1743 nucleotides. RefSeq lists its product as uncharacterized. Bases 1 to 1743 code for a protein of 580 amino acids. The transcript is spliced from 2 exons. The record is from RefSeq and is a predicted model, not a curated record. Lineage: Eukaryota; Metazoa; Arthropoda; Insecta; Hymenoptera; Braconidae.
AUGGGUAAAGUAGAGGACACGAAACCCCUUGGGCGGCCGGCGGGACAUACAAAGGUGACAGCGGCGGGAAAUAGUCAAAAAACAAAGUUUGAAAAAUACGGCAUCAGCACGAGAAGUGGAGACACGAAAGGUAACAAGGAGGACGCUGUAAGCAUUGAAAAGUCGUUUGACAUGAUUAUGACGGAGCUAAAAGCGAUAUAUGGAAAAAUGGAAGAAAAUAAAGAAGAAAUUAAGAGAGAACUCAAAAAAGAAAUAGAUACGCUGAAGGAAAACAUUGCUGAGAGAGAUAAAAAGUGGGAAGAAGAGAAAAAUAUACUCUGGGAGCGAAUCGAUCUAUUGGAGGAUAAAAUUCAGAAGAUGGAAGAAGGUGAAUUGCGGCACAUGACUGGAAAGAAAGAUGAAAAUAGGAUGUGGGCAAAAGAAAAAGAGAGGAUUCUGCAGCAGCAAGCAAUAAUACAGGCUGAGAUAGAGAAAAUGGAGCAAAUGAAAAUGAAACAAUUAAGGUACGAGAGAAAAAAUAACGUGGUGAUUAAGGGAUUUAACGAGGCGGACGGCGAUCUUCAGAAAGCAGCAGAGAAGAUGACAGAAGAAAAAUUCGGCGUAAAAAUAGAAUCAAAAGACACACGGAUACAAGGAAAAAGCAAAAAGGUGGUUAUAGUUAAACUAAACAACUGGGAAACGAAAGAGAAGAUCAUGAAAAAGAAAAACUCGCUGGUGGGUACUGACAUCUAUAUUGAAAAUGACCUCACAAGCGAAGAAAGAGAAGUACAAUGGAAGAACAGCCAAAAAGCAAAAAUAGCGAGACAAAACAGCAGGAUUUAUAGAAAGAUUAGGAAAAAAAAUGCUGACUUCUGGGAAUUUUUGAGGCAAUAUGAUGUGAUAGGAUUAACUGAAACAUGGGUAGAAAGUAAGGGGUGGGAAAAGUUAGAAAAAAAACUGCCAAAAGAAUAUAAAUGGAAAUGCAAAGUUGCAAAGCGAGAGAAGAAAAGAGGAAGAGCAAGUGAAGGAAUAAUAACUGGAAUCAGAAAGGACAUCACAGUAGAAGAAAAUGAAAUAGAAAUUGAAAGUGCUGUGAAAAAUAUAGUUAACGUAGGUAAUGAGAAGUGGGUAAUAUGGACAGUAUAUAAUCAAAGUAAAGUGAAACAGACGAUGAAAAAUAUAAGUGAAGAAACAGGACAAGAAAAAAUCAUGAUCGGAGAAAAUUUUAACGCGAGAACAGGAAACAAAGGUAGCUGGUACUUCGGAGUGGAAGAGGAAAAGAACAUGAGAAGAUCAAAGGAUAAAAAAUGCGACAAUGAAGGUAUACUACUGAUAGAGGCUAAAGAAGAAGAAGGCUGGUGUGUGCUCAAUGGGAAUGUCGAUGGGGACAAGGAGGGAAGCUUUACCUAUGUAGCAGAAACAGAACAAUCUGUAAUUGAUUAUAUAAUGGUAGGCACAGAAUAUAUGGAACAAGUGAAAGAAUUUAAAGUGGUAGACAGGAUGAAGUCAGACCACAUGCCUGUGGUGUGCAAGCUAAAGAAUAAAUUAACACGUAAAGGCAGUAAAGAGGUUAUAGAAAUGGGGGAAAAAACUAUCUGGGAUGACGAAAGUAAAAUGAAGUUCCAACUCGAAACAAUAAAUAAAGUUUUCAGUACAGAAACAGAUACCAACAUUAACUGGAAAGAGAUGAAAGAAGCGGUAUGCGGUAGCAUGUACAAAAAGGAAUGGAAAGGAACUAUAGCAAAAAUUCAACAGAAAAAAUGA